AAGAAAAACAAGAACAAGAAUCGCACCGUUUCCUGGUGACGUAAACACAGAACCAUGAAGGUAAAAUUCUAAGCACUUAGUUUACAAUCGAUUUUCUAUCAUAGCUACAACCGAAAGACAUCGGCGAAAAUGUUCAAAGGGUGGGGAACGUGGCUGGGUAUAGAGAACACCUCGACGACAGAGGAGAGCGAAGUGGCUGACGUUGCUGUGGAGGAGAAAAUUGUUCAAGACCAAAAUGAAGUAAACAAACAACACGAACCUCCAGCAACAGAAGAACUGGGGCAGGAGGACGGAGACACUGUCCAACUCAUCUCUCAGCAAGCUAAAGGAUUCGGUGGCUUAAUAUUCAACUUUGCCAGCAAUGCUACCAAGAAGAUCUCCAACUCUGUGGCAGAGACCGCACACACCAUCAAGAAGAGCGUGGAAGAAGGGAACAUAGAUGGAAUCUUUGACAAGACUAUUUUGGGGGAUUUCAAAAAAGAACAGGACAAAUUUGUCCAAGAAAAGAAAGCCAAGAAAUCAGACACAGCUGUACCACCAUGGGUUGGCUACAGUGAGGAGGAGACCAUGCAGCAACAGAUCCUGGCUUUGUCUGCUGACAGGAGGAACUUCCUGAGAGACCCACCAGCUGGAGUUCAGUUCCAGUUCGACUCUGAGCAGAUGUAUCCUAUCGCCAUGGUGAUGCUGCAGGAAGAUGAGCUACUGAACAGGAUGCGCUUCGACCUGGUCCCCAAACAAGUGAAGGAGGAUGUGUUCUGGAGGAACUACUUCUACCGUGUGUCCCUGAUAAAGCAGUCGGCCCAGCUCACGGCCCUGGCAGCACAGCAGCAGGCUGUGGACCACAGAGAGGAGCAGAAGCCCAUCAGCCCGGAGGGUGUCAGCCUCACAGAAAAUACCAUCAGACCAAAAACACCUCCAGUAUCCAUUAGUGACAUUCCCAAGAGUGGAGAGCAGGAGGAAGAGGAGAAUGAGAUCUCCACCAGCCCUGGGGUCUCUGAGUUUGUGAGCGAUGCCUUUGACUCCUGUAACAUCGACCAUGAAGACCUGAGGAAAGAGAUGGAACAGCUGGUGCUGGACAAGAAGGAGGACACUGCAACUCCAGAGGAGGAGACAGCAGACUGGGAGAAGGAACUCCAGGCAGAGUUACAGGAGUAUGAGGUGGUGACGGAGGCAGACAACAAAGAUGACAACUGGGAUAAAGAGAUCGAGAAGAUGCUUCAGUUGGAUGAGUAGAGUGAUGACCGACCCAUCUUGCUUCAGUCUAGUAUCUCUUGAUAUGAGAGAGAGCACCAUGAAGGAUCAGAAACCAUGACCGUGUCUCGUCUAGACCAUAGAAAUAGAAUGGUAUAGAAAUGAAGGGAACUGCUGCAUACAAACAAUUAACUGUUUGUUUCAGCACACUCUAGAAUGGGAACAUCUAUGGGGUAUGUUCAGAUCUGGUGGUGGUCAGGUGUUGAAAUACUGUAUAAUAUACAUUUUCUGUCUGUACAGUUUAGUGGCUGGCUGUCAUUUUAGCUGUGAACGUUUAUGGCUGAGGAGGCAACUGACAUAUUGCAUAUUGUUAUUUUUUUUCUCUAUUCUGCUCUUUUCUUUUUCUGGAAUUCUUUUGCAAUUGGGAUGUGUACAUCUCUCCAAAUAAUACUUGUUUCUGUGCUACUCAAAAUCCUGCUUUCAGUUUUUCCCUAAUAAAUAUACUUCUUUCCAA
This is a messenger RNA of Oncorhynchus masou masou (cherry salmon), 1705 nucleotides long. Its product is annotated as synapse-associated protein 1-like. The record is from RefSeq and is a predicted model, not a curated record. Gene Ontology annotation, cellular component: synapse; Golgi apparatus; nucleus. Bases 130 to 1233 code for a protein of 367 amino acids. Gene Ontology annotation, biological process: TORC2 signaling; regulation of short-term neuronal synaptic plasticity. The transcript has 9 exons. NCBI's taxonomy places the organism in Eukaryota, Metazoa, Chordata, Actinopteri, Salmoniformes, Salmonidae.